Macrosiphum euphorbiae (potato aphid) is the source of this 369-nucleotide messenger RNA. NCBI's taxonomy places the organism in Eukaryota, Metazoa, Arthropoda, Insecta, Hemiptera, Aphididae. The record is from the annotation of a GenBank genome assembly.
AUGGAUAAUCUUUUUGAUAUAUUCAAUUCUCGAUCAAAUUCAACUGAAAUAAAUAUUGAAGAAGAACCAUCCAAUUCCAAAUGUUUUUGUCUACCUUUUACUGGUGCUGAUUUUCAAGUAAAAUUCCUAAAAUCAAUGUUUGAAUAUUUUAAGUGUUUAACUGUUAAACGUUAUAACACAGUUAAAAAUGAAUGGGUAAUUAUUAAUAAAAGUUUUAACAUAAAAUUCAUUAAUGGAUGGUUAGUAUCAAUAGCAGGUUUAUUAAGACUUUUUCAAAAUUUACAAAAAGAACAUCCUAGAGAUUUAGUGCUAUAUACUAAUAGAACGAAUCAAGAUUGUCUUGAAAACUUCGAGCUACAGUUAUGUUAA